AUGGAGAUCAUCAUCUGGGCCAUUGCCACUGUCAUCCGAUGGGUGCGCCUCAAGAUCUACCAGUAUGAGGUGACCUUUGCGAUCUACAUGCUGACGCCAAUCGAGAAACUCAUCUUCAACACACUACUCCUCACGCUCAUCACCAUGAUCACCGCCGGAAUCUACAUCUACCUCCCCGACCACCUCCGCGCCAUCUACGGCCGCCUCUACUACUACUGGGCCGGCGAGCGCCUGUUCAGCUCCAGCCGGCUGUCAGUCAGUUCCAUCUUCGGAGAGACUGCCACACAAAUGGGAGAGAUGGUGUACGAAACCGCAAAGAAUGCGGCCGCAGCCACGACUGCCCGCAUGGCUGAAUUGUGA
Penicillium arizonense is the source of this 360-nucleotide messenger RNA. Its product is annotated as serine palmitoyltransferase small subunit family protein. Bases 1 to 360 code for a protein of 119 amino acids. The transcript has 2 exons. The record is from RefSeq and is a predicted model, not a curated record. Lineage: Eukaryota; Fungi; Ascomycota; Eurotiomycetes; Eurotiales; Aspergillaceae.